GCUGUGGGCAGCAGCGCCGAGAUUGAUUCACCUUCUCCUGUGCGGAACUCCAGCUGACCCGAGUAGGAAGCCAGACGAGCUGUAAAUCAUGAACGGAAGAGUGGUUUAUUUGGUCGCUGAGGAAGAGAUCAAUCUUACCAGAGGACCCUCAGGGCUGGGCUUCAACAUCGUCGGUGGGACAGAUCAGCAGUAUGUCUCCAACGACAGUGGCAUCUACGUCAGCCGCAUCAAAGAAAAUGGGGCUGCGGCCCUGGAUGGGCGGCUCCAGGAGGGUGAUAAGAUACUUUCGGUAAAUGGCCAAGACCUAAAGAACCUGCUGCACCAGGAUGCCGUAGACCUCUUUCGUAAUGCAGGUUAUGCUGUGUCUCUGAGAGUGCAGCACAGGUUACAGGUGCAGAAUGGACCUAUAGGACAUCGAGGUGAAGGGGACCCAAGUGGUAUUCCCAUAUUUAUGGUGCUGGUGCCAGUGUUUGCCCUUACCAUGGUAGCAGCCUGGGUUUUCAUGAGAUACCGGCAACAACUUUGAAAAACUUGCUCUCUUUCAGUACUCCCAAUGAAGAUACAUUUCACUCAUCCUCCAUCCCUGCUAUUCUGCCAUGUCUUUCACUGUCUGCAUAGCCAGAUUUGAAGUGACUGAUACCCACCCCAAACCUUGCUGUUCAGAAUCUCCAAUUCUUCGUAUUCUAAUGGGAAAGUAAAGGUAUUGUUUGAAGGAAAACUGAAGAAAAGACUUGCUUAGAACAAAUGAGUUACAUAUUUUACUAGGACUUUCGAUAGAAAUUCAGCUACAACCCAAAGAGAGAAAGAUUGAGUCUUCGUGUCACCAUAGGCAAUAUCAUUUUUCUUAGCUGGCAUGCCAUAAAGACCAGCUGUGUGAUAUUAGAGGAAGAAAGGAUUUUUCUUUUUAAUGAUCUUCCUUGGGAAAUUAUUGUGGCCUUUAUUUAAUUUCUAAUUACAUACCUGGGUGCCUA
This is a messenger RNA of Macaca mulatta (Rhesus monkey), 971 nucleotides long. RefSeq names its product synaptojanin 2 binding protein (gene SYNJ2BP). Gene Ontology annotation, molecular function: protein kinase binding. Gene Ontology annotation, biological process: receptor clustering; establishment or maintenance of epithelial cell apical/basal polarity; receptor localization to synapse. Gene Ontology annotation, cellular component: cell junction; basolateral plasma membrane. The record is from RefSeq and is marked provisional. Lineage: Eukaryota; Metazoa; Chordata; Mammalia; Primates; Cercopithecidae.